CAUGUAUUGUGUUCGUUUCCUUCUUCUCUCUACUCUAUAUACCAGCGUCUCUGCGUCGUUGAAUUCAAAACUCAAUUAUGAAAUUCUCGAAGAAAUUGCAAUUAAUAAAACUAUCUGUAACGUCUUUCAAGAUGCUCAAGUUGGCUCAACCUUUACGAAUGAACAGUUAAAAACACUGUGGUUUGAAUUCUUACCUAAAUCUCAAAGAGAUUAUUCGCACUUAUUUUCAAUUAGUUCAAAUGGUAUUGUUAGAGUGCGGAGUAGAAUUGACCGAGAUGAAAUUUGUCCAGGUGCUGUAUCCUGUUCGAUCGAAGUUGACGUUGGUAUCCAGCCGAAAAGCAUAUUUCGAGUUGUUCAGCUGUACAUUCUCAUCAAAGACUUGAAUGACAAUAGGCCGUCUUUCGACGCUGUCGUUUAUAGAUUAAAUGUUUUGGAACAUACCAUGAAAGCUAUCGAUUUAACGCCCGCCAACGAUCCGGAUAGCCCUCAAUACGGGGUUGGCCGCUAUGAUUUGCGAUCGCCUAAUAAUGCUUUUGAACUAUAUAGAACCGCCGAUGUUCUUCAAUUGAAAGUUAAUCGAGAGCUGGACAGAGAAAAAAGGGAUAAAUAUACCCUUGAGUUAAUUGCCUACGACGCAGCCACUAACAAUAAUCCCGGAAAGGCAAUUCUAGAAAUUAUCAUUGACGACGCUAACGACCACCCUCCCGUCUUUGAUAAUUCAACCUACCAGGUGUACCUCUCAGAAAAUAGCGAAAUUAAUGAGCCCUUCUUAACCGUUAGGGCGAGUGAUAAGGACGUAGGAGAUAAUGGAAAGAUAACCUAUUCUCUGAGUACUGUAUCAAAUAAGCACGCUAGCACCUUUGGAGUUAAUGGCCAGAAAGGAGAAUUAUAUUUGAAGAGGCGUCUGAACUUUGAGGAGAGAAGUUAUUACUCUCUAACUAUAUUAGCCAAAGAUUCAGGAUUAAGCGGUCAAGCUGUGGUCAAAGUUAAUGUGCUAGACACGAACGCCCAUAGCCCUAAGAUAACGGUAAAUGCAAUGACCGAUGACGGAGUUGGGCAGGUGUUUGAAAAUACUACGACAGGAGAAUUCGUAGCUCAUAUUUCCGUUGCGGAUGGGGAUAAAGGGGCUGAAGGAAGCGUUUCGUGUUCUCUUCAGCCGGACGCCGCUCCAUUCGCUCUGGAUUUUUUAGUCCGUAAUCAAUAUAAAAUCAUUACGACUAAAGUUCUGGAUAGAGAGGAAACGGAACUGUACAACAUACGAAUCGAAUGUCAGGACGGCGGGAAACCCCCCUUAAGGGCUUCAAAAUCUUUAACAGUUAGAAUCAAAGACAAGAAUGAUAAUAGUCCAGUAUUCGAUAGGCCAAUUUAUUCUGUUCAUGUAAAAGAAAAUAUCGUAAAAGAGAACCUUUUGAGAGUUCACGCUACUGACGCCGAUAGUAAUUCAAACGUUUCCUAUGGGCUGCAAAUGCCGAGCAGUUAUUUCGUAAUGGAUGGUACCACGGGAAUGUUGCACUUACGUAAGCCGUUGGACAGAGAACGACAGGACGUUUAUAGAAUAAUUGUUAUUGCUAGCGACAAAGAUGAUGACCUAGUUCUGUCAUCUUCGUGUAAGGUUGAAAUAAUCUUGGAUGACGUUAAUGACGAAAUACCUGCGUUUACGAAAUCAAUCUAUUAUUUCAAGGUAGAUGAAGACAUUCAAGCUGGUAAAGAAAUUGGUUUUGUUAGUGCUGAAGACAAGGACGCACAAGUAAAAUCUCUGAUAUUUUACGAGUUUAGAGAGCGUUCUGACAAGUUUGGUAUUGACCCUUUGACGGGGAGAAUAUGGACAAAGGGUAAUCUGGACAGAGAAACAAUUGCUGCAUAUCAAUUAACUGUUGUUGCCAGGGAGCAAGAUAUGCCGACUCAUAAGAGUUCAGUCAACGUUAAAAUUGACGUAUUAGACGCUAAUGACAACUUCCCUCAUUUUCUCUUCCCGUCGAAAGCUAACAAUUCGGUUAGCAUAUCAAAUAAAAUUCCAAUUGGGCAUAAAAUAACGUCCGUCAAAGCUAUCGACAUGGACUUAGGUAGAAACUCGAAUCUAACCUAUCAUCUUUUGAAGUCGGCGACAAAUGCACCUUUUGAUAUUAAUUCAGAAACAGGUAGCAUUUCAACGAACAAAGAAUUAGACGAUAUUCAAUACGAGGUAUUUGAAAUUCGUAUUCAAGCGAAAGAUUCCGGGAUUAUUCCAUUAACGUCUAAGAUAACGAGCCUUUACGUGAUCGUCAACAAAUCCAUUCCAUUCGAAAACUUUGCUAAAUCGAACGAUCUUUUAAAAGGACAAAAUCUUAGCGUUAUUAUUGCAGUUGUUGUAUGCUCUGUUCUGCUAAUUACAGUCUUAAUUAGUGCUAUAAUAAUGACGAGGAAAAGAUCGAAUAAACCACCUUCGCCUGAAAUCUCCAUUGCAACAUAUGAUCCAGAAGUUCAGGAAAAUGUUACAACGUCCAUUUCUCAAAGCGACUCGUCAUCUUCUAACUCAUAUGGUAAAACGGAAUGGAAGAAAACGUCUAACCUAUUAAAUCCUAGUCAUUUAACCAAUGGUCAUCAAUAUUUCAUCAACAAUGCGAAAACCGAUAAUAGAAAUGCCUCAUCUUCCUAUUAUCAUCAGUUACGUCAUUGUAAAGAGGUAAGUUCCUUUUAUUAUUAUUCUCACUAUUACGUUCUGUUAAAUUAUUUACCUAAAGAAAACAAUUAG
Messenger RNA from Dimorphilus gyrociliatus, 2731 nucleotides. The record is from the annotation of a GenBank genome assembly. NCBI's taxonomy places the organism in Eukaryota, Metazoa, Annelida, Polychaeta, Dinophilidae.